CCCAAACCGCUGAACAUAAAACUCUUCACUCUCACUCGUCGUCAGUUCGAUCGAGGUAGGAGACAGGGAAAGCUUAGCCGCACACAGGCGAGAGGCUCUGAGAUGUCGCCGCCGCCGCCGCCGCACUUCCUCGUCCUCACCUACCCGCUCCAGGGCCACAUCGCCCCGGCGUUCCGCCUCGCCAGGCGCCUGCUCGCCGUCGCGCCCGACGUGCUCGUCACAUUCUCCACCACCGAGUCCGCGCACGGGCGCUUGUUCGCGGCCAAGCCGGAGGGAGGCCCCAACGGCGGCGACGGCGGCCGCCUCGAGUUCCUCCCGUUCUCCGACGGCACCGAGUGCGGGUACGCUGGCGGCGGCGGCGUCGAGGAGUUCAACGCCUACAUGGCGUCCUUCCACGCCGCGGGCCCGCGCAGCGUCGGGGAUAUCGUCGACGCGCUGGCGGCGCGGGGCCGCCCCGUCUCCCGCGUCGUGUACACGCUCAUGCUCCCGUGGGCGGCCGACGUCGCGCGCGGGCGCGGCGUCCCAUCCGCGCUCUACUGGAUCCAGCCGGCCGUCGUGUUCGCUGUCUACCACCACUACUUCCACGGCUACGCCGGCGUCAUCGCCGAGCACCACCGCCGCGGCGACCCCUCGUUAGCCGUGGAGCUCCCGGGCCUGGCACCUCUGGCGGUCAGGGAUCUGCCGACGUUCCUCACCGAGUCCACCGACCCCGCACACUACUUCCACGCCGUCUUCCUCACGUUCCGCGACCUGUUCGACACCCUCGACAAGGAGACUUGCAAGGCUACCAUCCUCGUCAACUCGUGCCAAGAGCUCGAGGUGGGCGCACUCGCCGCCGUGGGGCCGCACGACGUGCUCCCCAUUGGUCCGGUGCUCCCGACCGGCGAAGAGGCCAGCAUCUUGAAGCCGGACGACGCCAAGUACAUGGAGUGGCUCGACACCAAGCCGGCGAGCUCCGUGGUGUACGUCUCCUUCGGAAGCCUGGCGACGAUGGCGAGGGAGCAGCUCGACGAGCUGCUCCAUGGCCUCGAGGAGAGCGGGAGGCCGUACCUCUUGGUGGUUCGGAAGGACAACAAGGCGAUGCUCGCCGGAGCCGAGGCGGAGAUGGGCGAACGUCUCAAGAACGGCAUCGCGGUGGAGUGGUGCGACCAGGCGCGGGUGCUGUCGCACGCGGCGGUGGGAUGCUUCGUGACGCACUGCGGGUGGAACUCGGUGGCCGAGAGCGUGGCGAGCGGCGUGCCCAUGGUGGGCGUGCCCAAGGUUUCGGAGCAGAGCAUGAACGCGCGGCUCAUCGAGCACGAGUGGCGCGUCGGCGUGCGCGCGGAGGUGGACAGCGGCGGCGUGCUGCGCGCCGCGGAGCUGAGGAGGUGCGUCGAGGAGGUGAUGGGGGACGGGACGGACGCGGCAGAGGUGCGGCGCAAGGCAGAGGAGUGGAAGCUGGUGGUUGCAGAGGCUAUGCGCAAUGGAGGAUCGUCGUAUUGUAGUCUCGUGGCAUUCGUAGACGGUGCAAGGAGCAGCACUUGAGUGAAGAGUGACAUGCGCCUUUGUUGUUCGUCGGAACAUCAAGAAAAUGUUUAUAGUGCAGAAUCAAUAUAAUUCAAUCUGAUUGCUAUAGUAUUUUUCGCGAGUUUA
Messenger RNA from Setaria italica (foxtail millet), 1632 nucleotides. Its product is annotated as crocetin glucosyltransferase, chloroplastic. NCBI's taxonomy places the organism in Eukaryota, Viridiplantae, Streptophyta, Magnoliopsida, Poales, Poaceae. Bases 103 to 1524 code for a protein of 473 amino acids. The record is from RefSeq and is a predicted model, not a curated record. Gene Ontology annotation, molecular function: UDP-glycosyltransferase activity. The transcript has a single exon.